Messenger RNA from Oryzias latipes (Japanese medaka), 1707 nucleotides. RefSeq names its product ganglioside induced differentiation associated protein 1 (gene gdap1). Gene Ontology annotation, biological process: mitochondrial fission; mitochondrial fusion. Lineage: Eukaryota; Metazoa; Chordata; Actinopteri; Beloniformes; Adrianichthyidae. The record is from RefSeq and is a predicted model, not a curated record. Gene Ontology annotation, cellular component: mitochondrial outer membrane.
UUUUGAAUAAGUAAAGUAAAUAAAAACAGAUAAAAACGACUUUAAAGCAUUUUUGAGAUGAUGAAUAUUAUAGAAAACUAAAAACGAGUUUUGGAAUCAUCUCAUGCAUUUUUUCAACAUAUACUCCCAGCCAGUAGGGGGCGCAGAAUAUUUCAACAGCAGGACGACAAGACGCCGGUUUAUCUCAUCCCCGUCCUGCGCCACCAGUCGAAAUGGCGACCGAACGAGGUUCUGAAACCGAAAAUGACAAAGCGGCUCUUAUUGAGACGACAACUGAACAGGAUUCAAACCCGCAACCCGGGACGAUUUCAAAAAACGAAAAAUCGAAGCUGACGCUUUAUCACUGGACGCAGUCCUUCAAUUCUCAGAAGGUACGUCUGGCCAUAGCAGAGAAAGGUCUGCGCUGUGAGGAGUAUGAUGUGAGCCUUCCUCUGAGUGAACACAACGAGCCGUGGUUCAUGCGCCUGAAUCCCGCAGGCGAAGUUCCGGUUUUCGUCCACAAUGACAACAUCAUCUGUGAUCCGACACAAAUAAUGGACUAUCUGGAGCAGAACUUUACUGAUGAGGGCGUUCUAAAGCUGGUUCCUGAGGAGGACAGCAGGUACUACCUCAGAGUGCAGCACUACAGAGAGCUGUUGGACUCGCUACAGAUGGAUGCCUACACACAUGGCUGUAUCCUCCAUCCUGAGAUCACGGUGGACUCCCACAUACCGACAUAUGCGGCCACAUCCAUACGAACUCAGAUUGGAAACACACAGACCGAACUGAAGAAACUGGCUGAGCAGAAUCCUGAGCUCAAAGAUGCUUAUAUUGCAAAACAGAGACGGUUGAAGUCGAAGCUGUUUGACCAUGACAACAUGAACCUGAAGAAGCUUCUGGGUGAAUUGGAGAGUGUGAUGGAUCAGGUGGAGACAGAGUUACAGAGAAGAGCAGAAGAAACUCCAGAAGAAGGCAGCGCAUCCUGGCUGUGUGGAGACUUCUUCAGCUUGGCAGAUGUGUCCCUGGCAGUUACUUUGCACCGGCUAAAGUUCCUAGGGCUAUCUCGUCGCUACUGGGGUAAUGGUAACCGCACCAACGUUGAAACGUACUAUGAGCGAGUGGUGGAGCGGCCCGCCUUCAGGAAAGUGCUGGGACACGUCAACAACAUCCUCAUUUCUGCUGUUCUUCCAGUUGCAUUUCGUUUGGCCAGAAGGAACGCGCCGAUUAUAGUUGGUACCACUCUGUUGAUAGGAGCUCUGGGAGGAGCUACAUAUGUAGCUUUUCUCUGCAUGAAGAAAAGGCUGACAUUCUUUAGCUGAGUGGAAACUCGAUGCUCUUAUUUAACCUUUCAUUGAGAAAUGAAUAAAGUCAUGUUGUACACUCAAACAUCCAUUUUUGUGUGUACCCCCCCCCCCCCCCGCACUUUUUUCCUGUUGAAAAAGUCUACCUAUUUUACCUAAUAUUCUUCUAAUUUUUAAUUUUUUGCUUUCUUUUCAGUCAUCUUUAAGUGCCAAUCUAAUGUCUAAAUAUAAUGUUUGUUCAUAUUUACAUACAGUGAAUAUAAGUAAAUAUGGGUGGGUUGGAUUAGAUGAAAUAGAUACGAUUGCUCCUUGUAUUAAAAGAUUUCUGAAAGUUUUUGUGGGCAUUUUAUGGGCAACCAGGUCUGGUUUUUCUCUUCUGUCUCUGUGAAUGCACCAGCAAAAAUAAAAGGCAAACAUGGAUAUUUAA